Molecule: messenger RNA, 1595 nt
Organism: Talpa occidentalis (Iberian mole)
Lineage: Eukaryota; Metazoa; Chordata; Mammalia; Eulipotyphla; Talpidae
Product: ribonuclease pancreatic-like
Exons: 2
Coding region: 301-735 (144 amino acids)
Molecular function (GO): RNA nuclease activity; nucleic acid binding
Source: RefSeq, a predicted model, not a curated record
GAGUUCAGACAUCAGUGCUGUAUGAACUUCCUGUUCCUCCUGGAGAGCCAGCAAACAGAUGAUCUAUGUGGGAGAGAGGCCCCUCCCAGCAGAGGGAAGCCUGGACAAACUCCCAACUUCUGGCAUUGUCCUCCUCUUCCUUGGAAUGAACCUCAGAUGCUCCUCCCACUCUUCUCAGAAGCCACGCCCCUUGUAGUCUCCAUAAGAUCUGAAUCCCAGAGACACCAGAAUUGAAGAAACUGGACUCUGUUCUCUCCUGGUGACCAAACUAGGUGGGGCUUCCAGGGGAGCGCAGCCACCAUGGCUCUGAAGUCCCUUGUCCUGUUCUCACUGAUGGUCCUGGUGCUGCUGGUGCUGGCGGGGGCCCGGCCUUCCUGGCCGAAGUUUGAGAAUGAUCACAUGGACCCCGGAAACGGCCCCUUCAGCCCCAACUACUGCAACAAGGAGAUGGAGAACAGAAAUAUUUCAGGGAAGCUGUUCAACACCUUUGUGCACCAGCCCGUGGAGGCUGUCCAGGCUGUCUGCCUCGAGCCAAAUAUCACCUGCAAGAAUGGGCAGAACAACUGUCACAAGAGCAGGUCCCCAAUGAGCAUCACAGAGUGUAUCAGGGAAAAAGGGCCCUCCGAUUACAACACUAUUAACAAAAGGAGACACAUCGUCAUUGCAUGUGAAGGGAACCCGCUGUUGCCCGUCCACUAUGAUGGCUCCGAAGAGGUCUCAUCUGAGGCCAGAUAGAGAUGUACCCCCACCCCCUCUCAUCCUCAUGGUCCCUACUCUCCUGAGCUCCAAUGGGAAUAACUCAAGUUGGGCUCCUGGCCAUCCCAUAACAGCAUCCCUGCCUGAGGCUUGUACCAUGUGGCUUUGGGGGUGAGACACGCUUGUGUGGGGCCCCCAGUUAACUUCCUCACUGCUUCUUCAAUAAAACACACUUGCAACCUGAAGCUGCCCCAGCCAAGGCCUGUCUGUGUGAUGCUUCCCUGCAGGGCUGAGAGCUGGGGAUCAGGGAGCUCUGGGAAGCAGCAUGGAGAGAAACCAAGUUCCUGCUCUUCUGACCUUAGUUUUCAGUGACCUGAGAUAAUCCUUUCCUAGAGAUUCUGUGAAACCAGGAUGAAAUUUUUAAGUGUGGGCUGUUUCAGAUAGAAGGGAGCUAUAGGAUUGUGGGUGCCCUGGUUGGGGGGGUGGUUGGUAACAUACAUAUAAAAAGGGGUGACCCUAUGCACAGACUCUUAUAUGGUGUGAAAACCAGUGUUAUUGUUAGGGGGAAAGGAUGUCCUAAGCUAAUUCCAUACAGGCUUUGUGGACUCCACCCCACUCCAGACCAAAGCCAUCAGGACACUGGGAAAGACAAAUCCCAUCACCACCAAAGGAAAGGUUGCUGGAACCUGAGGGUGGAGUUAAGUAGCCAGGUUUGGUAUAAAACCAGACAUGUGGGUCUUGAGGGGGGGCUUUUUGGCUUCAUGGCUCUUGGCUCUUCGCCAGCUCUCAGAGUGCCAUUGGGUUUCCAGGUCUGCGGAAUGGGUAGGACGCAUUUAAGACUUUAUCUCCCUUUUUUCUCCCUGAGUUGUACAUUUCCUCAUUUCCCCUUCCCUUGUAAA